Molecule: messenger RNA, 946 nt
Organism: Aaosphaeria arxii CBS 175.79
Lineage: Eukaryota; Fungi; Ascomycota; Dothideomycetes; Pleosporales
Exons: 1
Coding region: 177-752 (191 amino acids)
Source: RefSeq, a predicted model, not a curated record
GCACUACCGGGAUGAACGACCCGACCCCCUAAGACAAGUCGCCAGCAGUAGUCGACAAUAAUUGAAGGUCAAAAGCAGAUAAUUUGACAAUGAUGAUAAUCAUCAAGUGGAUACUUUUUGAAUGAACCAUGAACAAAAAUUGCAAUUAAUGCGGUGCUGUAGUGUGCCCUGGAGGUAUGUGCACGAGGGUGAGGGUGCACGAGGAUGCACAGGCAACCGUCAGGCUUGCCAUCCGCCGUUCGGCCUUUCUCUCUACCCGUUUGGCCGUGUCGCUGCUGUCAAUCCAUGGACGAGUGGACCUACGUAUCGCUUGGCCCAAUUGUGCCAUCUCCGCGCUUGCGCUGGUGUACUAUCCGAUGCAGAUUGUUCGCGUCUGGCUGGCUGUAUGCUUCCGUGAUAAGCAAUCCAUCCAAGGGAAGAGCUUUUGCGUGUUCCAUCCAAAUGGUGUUGUGGUUGAGAGUGCUCCGUGUUGCCCGGGCAGAUCCAGUUGCGACAACCAUUGCCUUUUCUUUUUGCAUAUCGCCAUUAGAGAUGGUGGAAACAGUAAUGGUAUUAUUGCAAACGAUAAGUGUGAUGGUUGCUGGGUAGGGAUGCCCAAUGGAUCCUGGUCCUCGUCAGAAUAUGCCGGGUCUCGGCUCGCUGGUCGGAGCUUAGAGCAGAACCAGGGUACGAUCCUAGGACCCCCUGACCACAGACGGACGACUGCCGGCUACGACACUGGUCGCAUUAUUUGUACCAACCUAAACCUAUAGCCUCGACAUGGGUGCCAUAGCCUCCAAAACAGUCACCACGCGCGGGAUGGCUUUGGGCGAGCUGUUUCAGUUACUGGGAGGAAUCUGGUACAGUAAUGACUGGGCCAUGCGAACUCUAUAGUUAGAGCGAGUUGGAUCGGGGGGAUGCAUUUCCACGAGCCGCGUUACUGAUCCCAAGGAUGAAUCAGCAGGUG